Trichogramma pretiosum is the source of this 1610-nucleotide messenger RNA. RefSeq names its product DNA methyltransferase 1-associated protein 1 (gene DMAP1). Gene Ontology annotation, molecular function: transcription corepressor activity. The record is from RefSeq and is a predicted model, not a curated record. The coding region runs from base 230 to 1519 and encodes 429 amino acids. NCBI's taxonomy places the organism in Eukaryota, Metazoa, Arthropoda, Insecta, Hymenoptera, Trichogrammatidae. Gene Ontology annotation, biological process: DNA repair; chromatin remodeling; negative regulation of transcription by RNA polymerase II. Gene Ontology annotation, cellular component: Swr1 complex; nucleus; NuA4 histone acetyltransferase complex. The transcript has 5 exons.
CGGCCGACGACGCCGGGAUAAUCGAACCGCAUCAUUUGCACGAGGUUAUGUUUACAGUCGAUGUCUGUUGUCGUCAGCAUUGAAACCUGUGCUGUCUAUUUAUUGUUUUAUUUACAAAAAUAAGUGACUUAUAAUUUUGAAAUGUGAAUUUGUUUUAUUGUUAGUCGAUAAUCAUUGUUCCCGUCGUCGAGUUUUUGUUUAAAGUGUAAUUAAAAACUUUAUCGGUGCCAUGGCCGACGUACGCGAUAUUUUGGACUUGGAGACCCCGGCCGCCCCGGAGGUGACCAAGGAGGCAAUUUUAGGCAGCGACAAGAGGGCCCGAAAACGCCCGGAAAAUACGAGGACGUCGAAACGUCCCGAGGGCAUGAACCGCGAGGUCUACGCCUUGAUACGCCAGGACAACAAUGUCGUGCCACCGCUGUAUCCCACUGACACUGGAAAAGGCUACAGCAAGAUCAAAGCCAAACUGGGCAUGAAAAGGGUUCGAGCUUGGGAAUGGACGCCCUUUACCAAUCCUGCCAGAACCGAUGGAGCUACCUUUCAUCAUUGGAGGCGAGUGGUCGAUGCUGGAAAAGAAUAUCCCUUCGCUGGGUUCAACAAGAAAGUGCCUAUUCCAACGUAUACUCACACAGAAUAUGUACAGCAUUUAGUAACCAGUGGAUGGACAGAGGCUGAAACUGAUCAUUUGUUUGACUUGUGUAAAAGAUUCGAUUUAAGAUUUAUCAUUAUACACGACAGGUGGGACAAAAAAUUCACUGCGAGAUCAGUAGAAGAUUUAAAAAACAGGUAUUACCAAGUUUGUGCAAGUCUAAACAAAGUUAAAAACCAACAUGAAAAAAUCUACCACUAUGAUUAUGAACACGAGAAGAAAAGAAAAGAGCAAUUGAAAAAACUAUUUGAACGCACUCAAAAACAAGUAGAAGAGGAACAAACAUUGCUUAUAGAACUCAGGAAAAUUGAGCAACGUAAGAAAGAGAGAGAUCGCAAAACCCAGGAUCUGCAGAAGUUAAUUACUGCUGCUGAUAAUCAAGCGGAAACUAAGAAAAAUGAUAGGAAGUCUUCGAAAAAGACUAACACUACUUCUAGACAAAAAGUUAGCAGAUCUGACUCCACUAAUACUGGUAAAUUACAUGUGGCUGAACCAACUGGUAUUAAGUUUCCGGAUGUUAAAAAUAGUGGUGUUUCACUACGUUCUCAGAGGAUCAAACUACCUAGUAGUUUAGGACAGAAGAAGAUGAAAGGCAUAGAACAAACACUAGUUGAAUUAAACAUAGAUUCAAAUCCACCUCCGACUGAACAAAUAUGUCAACAAUUCAAUGAGUUGAGGAGUGACAUUGUUCUUCACUAUGAAUUAAAACAAGCUUUAAACACCUGUAACUUUGAAUUACAAUCUUUAAGGCACCAAUAUGAAGCAAUGUUACCUGGACAGACUCUAACGAUACCACCGUCCUUACUACCAGAUCAAUCAGUCAAUAAAACAGAUGCUGCAGGCUCAACAACUGGUGCGACUAAUGCAUAGUACUUUAAGUCAGUUUAAGCAAUUGUAAUUAUAAUUUUAUCAAGGAAUGUAUGUAUAAUAAUAAGUAAAUAAAAAACUAUAACAUUUAUUA